ACGGUACACAUAUCAUGAGGUGGUCAAUAUACCUGGUGCUUGUAGUAGCGCAUGUAGUGGGAUUGCUACUUUUCCUUCGGGGGUUUUUCCCCUCGAAGGUUGUACUUUCCGGUUAUAAUGACUUCCACGAUGGCAUCAAGUCACCAUUCGCGACCAAGGCAGGAACCCCACAAUUCAAGAAAAUCGUCUUGAUGGUGGUAGAUGCCAUGAGGGCGGACUUUGUGUACUCGGAAACCUACUCGGAUAUGUCCUUUGUGCAUCAGUUGAUUAGCAGAGGCAAUGCUAUACCGUACACCGCCUUUCUGAACCCACCCACCGUCACACUUCCAAGACUCAAGGGUAUCACCACCGGAGGUACUCCAAGUUUCUUGGAUGCCAUCCUCAACGUGGCAGACGACAAGGACUCUUCCCAGGGGCUCUCUUCGCAGGACUCGUGGAUCAGACAGUUCCGCUACAUGGACAAUGGUAAGAAAAUCAACUUUUAUGGUGAUGACACUUGGCUCAAAUUGUUCCCUAAAGAGGAAUUCUUCGGCACUACAGAGGGCACAAACUCCUUCUUUGUAAGUGACUUCACUGAAGUAGAUCAUAAUGUUACCAGACACUUGGAUCUGGAGCUUGCAACUCACAGUUGGGAUGGUCUUAUUUUGCAUUAUUUGGGUCUUGACCACAUUGGCCAUAAAGGUGGUCCAGACUCCGUGUUUAUGAAACCAAAGCAACGUGAAAUGGACGCCAUUGUGGAGCGUAUAUACAACAGCAUUGACAACGAUACGUUGUUUGUUUUAAUGGGUGAUCACGGGAUGAACGAGGUGGGGAACCAUGGAGGUUCCUCUGAGGGAGAAACUAAUGCAGCAUUGGUAUUAAUCUCACCUAAACUUCAAAAAUUAUCACAGGAUAAGAAAUAUAUUGCGCCAACUUCAAACUCAGAUGAUUACUCAUAUUUUAACCGAGUGAAUCAAAUCGAUUUGGUCCCUACUCUUGCAUCACUUCUCAACUUCCCCAUCCCCAAGAAUAACUUGGGGGUCAUUAUGAGAGAACAUUUGGGGUUAUGGGAUUCCAUUACUCAACAAAAACAGAUUUUACUUGAAAAUUGUUUCCAAUUUAAAGACCUUGUAGAGACAAAAUAUGGCAUUGAUUUGCAACAACAAAUGGAACACGUUGAUUCUGAUUCUCAAAAUAUUCAACAAAAGUGGAAUCGAAUGUUUGAAGUCAAUGAUAAUGAAGCAAUCGAUGCUUACUUUGAUUUCCUUCACACUGCGCAAGAACUAUUGGCAACUUCUGCUACAAAUUACAACUACACAGACAUUUGGUAUGGUAUCACGAUAUUAAUACUUUCCACUGUGGCUACCAUUUCGUACUUGAGUUGGUAUUUCUUGUUCAAAACUGAAGCUAAUCAAUUUUUCUUGUAUUCAUUUCUUGGGUUUGCCAUUAUGUACCUGGCAAAUUUCCUUGGAUCCUCAUUUAUUGAAGAAGAACAUCAGAUUUGGUGGUUUUUCAUGGUGAUGAGUCUUGUUGGUUUAUUCUUGUAUAAUCACGGGAACUCCAAGUAUAUUUUCUUACUCACGGCACUUUCUAUUAGAAUCAUCCGUGCGUUUGCCAAUACUGGUCAAAAAUUCAGAACUCCAUACACCUUAUCUGCAUACUUACUCUCAACCCCUGAUCUCUUGUGGGUAUUGAAUAUCAUCACAUACGGUGUGUUUGCCAUGUCGAUAUUCAUCCAGGGAAGUUUCAUCAAUUGCUUAUCGUUUUCAAAUAUGACUUUAAAAGAAAGAAACUCUAAUGAUUUUGGUCCACUCUUCACUUUUAUCGCUGUUUUCGUAAGUGUAUCACUUCUGUUCCUGUUCAAACUUUGUCAAUCAUACAACGAUGGGAAUAUCAUCCCUAGAUGGUUGAUGCCCUUGGUGGCCUGGAAUUGUGAAUCCUUUGGUAUUGAUAUUACCCUGGCUGAUAAAAAGCAAUUCCAAGCGGUACUUACACAACUCUCUAGACUUUUGUCCUUCUCUCUUGCUGGCCUUGUGUCAGUGAGAAUUGUGUUGGGUAAAUUAAGAAGAUUGAACGAUGGAUUAUAUACAGACAUAGUGAACAUACUUUCUGUGUUUUUAAUUCAUCAAACUAGAGUUGAAUUGAUCCCCGUGUUUCUUGCCUUUUUCGUGAUUAGAUUUUCCAUUGCUAGAAUUUUGAAACAAAAUGAAACUCGUUUGAGAGCUAACAUUGAUCAAUUAUUAAUCAUUGUUACAACUUUCACCCUUUGUCUUCAAAACAUAUCAUUCUUCUCUAUGGGUAACACUAAUCUGUUGGCUACAGUUGACUUAUCAAAUGCUUACAAUGGGAUUGCUUCAUAUGAUGUAUUCCUAGUUGGGCUCCUUACAUUCAUCUCAAGUUUUGCUGGCCCUAUUUUCUGGUCUUUCACCGCUAUUGGUUGGUUGUUGGAACAUAGAACUUUGAGCUUUGAUCCAAAUCAUCUUGAGCUUAUCCGUGUUCGUCUGAUCCGGAACCAAGUACUCAAGGUGAAAUCAUUUAUUAGUCUCACUUUUUACUCGGUUUCUGCGUUAGUUCUUUGUGGGUCAUGUAUUAACUUGAGAUUCCACUUAUUUAUAUGGACUGUGUUCUGCCCCAAGCUUCUUUUCUUUGCUAGUUGGGCUCUAUUGGUGAACAUUCUAGUCGAUUUCCUUAUUGCUGGAUUAUUACUUCUGGUCAGUUAAUUAACAUCUACUGGGGAUCUUGUACAUACAAAAUUUUUCUAUUAAAAAAAAAUAUUCCAUUCAUUAGAACAUAUGACGCGAUACAUAAUAUACAUAGA
[Candida] anglica is the source of this 2797-nucleotide messenger RNA. The record is from the annotation of a GenBank genome assembly. NCBI's taxonomy places the organism in Eukaryota, Fungi, Ascomycota, Pichiomycetes, Serinales, Debaryomycetaceae.